CCCAGCAUCCUUUGCGUUUUGUUGGAUGAAAGACGUCACCAAGAGAGAGAAAAUGUCUCCCAACAAAAGUGGAUUGGACUAAUUCGGGGGCAUUUUACAGGUUAACAGAUACUUCGAGGUUGUAUAUUUUGAUCUGAAAUUCGGAAGAAACAAUGGCUGGUUCGUGUGAAGGUCCAAAAAAGGCUGAAUUCAUAGUUGGCGGAAAGUACAAAUUAGUACGAAAAAUAGGCAGUGGUUCAUUUGGGGAUAUCUACUUGGGGAUUAAUACUCUAAAUGGAGAGGAAGUGGCAGUUAAAUUAGAGUCCACGAAAGCCAGGCAUCCCCAGCUUUUGUAUGAAAGCAAACUGUACAAAAUACUUCAAGGUGGAGUUGGAAUCCCACACAUAAGAUUUUAUGGACAAGAGAAAGACUACAACUGUCUAGUGAUGGACUUGUUAGGUCCAAGCUUGGAAGACUUAUUCAAUUUCUGCUCCAGGCGCUUCACUAUGAAAACAGUGCUGAUGCUUGCUGAUCAGAUGAUAGGCCGGAUAGAGUAUGUACAUAUAAAAACUUUUAUUCACAGAGACAUCAAGCCAGAUAACUUUCUUAUGGGUAUUGGACGGCAUUGUAACAAGGUGUUUAUAAUUGAUUUUGGACUGGCCAAGAAAUACAGGGAUAACCGUACACGCAAUCAUAUUGCAUACAGGGAAGACAAAAAUCUAACAGGAACGGCACGAUAUGCGAGUAUCAAUGCUCACUUAGGUAUUGAGCAGAGUCGAAGAGAUGAUAUGGAGUCACUUGGCUAUGUUCUCAUGUAUUUUAACAGGACUAAUUUGCCUUGGCAGGGAUUAAAGGCUGCAACUAAAAAACAGAAGUAUGAAAAAAUCAGCGAAAAGAAAAUGUCCACACCAGUUGAAAAUCUCUGCAAGGGAUAUCCUGCAGAAUUUGCUAUGUACUUGAACUACUGCAGAGGCCUUCGGUUUGAGGAAGCUCCAGACUACAUGUACCUGCGUCAGUUGUUCCGCAUUCUCUUCAGAACACUGAACCAUCAGUAUGAUUACACUUUUGACUGGACCAUGCUAAAACAGAAGGCAUCAUCCCAAAAUGCAAGUUCUGGUGCUAUGGCAACACCAGGAAAGAAGAUAUGAUUUUUUGAGUGGGUGUAAGGAGAGUCAUUGAAAGAAGAAUAGCAAGAUAUCUUACUGGGAAGUCCAGAGAUCUGGAAUGCAGUACAAAUACUUAACUUUUGUCAUUUGUUUCAAGCACUGCACUGUAAAUUAUGCCUGUCAAAUAGGGCUUGCAGUAUCUCAGUACCAGCUUCAAGAACACUUAUGUAGAUGAGUCAGGGUGUCAUUGUGCUCUGCAGAUCUACUAGUACUCGUUGAACAAUGUAACAUGUACUUGAAGGACAUUUUUUUUUCUUUUGUGGAAAAUGAGACCUUGUAACAUUUGUUGCAUAUAUUACAUUGAAGACCAAGGUUUUUCUAUUUAUCAUUUCAUAUUUUCACAAAAGUAUACAUUCAUUGUACUCUGUAUAUUUCAUAAUGCAUGGGAUGGGGUUCUUUUUUAAAAAAUAAUUGUAGUAUCAGAUGUGGGAAGUAUUCUGUGGUAAACAAGAUGUAUUAGAGAGAAAAACUACAGGAGACACUUGGCUUGGCUACUUGGCAUGGAUGGGGAAUGGAUUAGAUGAUGCAGGUAGUUUUCAGAAAUAUCUAUUGGUCCCUUUUACAUCAACAAAUAAGUUUUAUUACAAUGGACAAGAAUGCCUUGGAAAAACACAUAAGAAAGACCUGGGUGCAAAAGAUACUGUAAAAAAUCGACACUUCAGACACAGACAUGAGUAACAGUAGUAACAUUAAUCAUUUAAGCUUUCAAAAAGGGUUACGUAGUCCAUUGCAAACCUGUUAUUUAAAUAUGUAUGUUGUAUGAUAUUUUAAUAGUGUGUGAUAUCAUUCUUGUUGAUUUUAUUCAUGUACAAGAGGCACUUUCGUGUCAAUAAAUGUUUAGAAAAGACACAUUUUAAAGUAAGUUGCAGGUGUCUUGCAGAUGUGGCAUUAAAGAAAGCAAGAAAAGGGCCUGUAAAAA
Molecule: messenger RNA, 2064 nt
Organism: Lingula anatina
Lineage: Eukaryota; Metazoa; Brachiopoda; Lingulata; Lingulida; Lingulidae
Product: casein kinase I
Biological process (GO): protein phosphorylation
Molecular function (GO): ATP binding; protein kinase activity
Source: RefSeq, a predicted model, not a curated record